Molecule: messenger RNA, 1702 nt
Organism: Panicum hallii
Lineage: Eukaryota; Viridiplantae; Streptophyta; Magnoliopsida; Poales; Poaceae
Product: protein trichome birefringence-like 34
Exons: 4
Coding region: 1-1437 (478 amino acids)
Cellular component (GO): Golgi apparatus
Molecular function (GO): O-acetyltransferase activity
Source: RefSeq, a predicted model, not a curated record
AUGACCGUGAGCGUCGCCCAAGGGCGGAAGGCCAGGAGUACGGCCGCCGGCGCCGGCUGUGGCGGCCUCGAGGAGGCGUGGCUGCUGGUGCAGGCCCCGGCCACGAAGCAGCACCACGCGAGGGCGGCGGUGUGGGGCGUCACCGUCGGCGUCGGGCUACGGGGCCGCUUCUACUCGCUCGUGCUGCUGGUCCUCGUGCUGCUCCUCGUCCUCACCGCCUCGGUCACCACCGUCGACGACAACGGCGAAGGCGGCGCCAAGCCGCAGGCGGCGACGACCACCGUGCCGCGUUCCCAUGGCACAGGCGACGGCGCGGGGGGCGUUCAUCAUCAUGCAGCCGGCGAGUGCGACAUGUCAUCGGGCCGGUGGGUGUACGACGGCGCGGCGUACCCGGUGUACAGGGAGAGCGCGUGCAGGUUCAUGUCGGACCAGACGGCGUGCGAGAAGUUCGGGAGGACGGAUCGCAGGUACCAGCGCUGGAGGUGGCAGCCGCACGGCUGCGACUUGCCGAGGUUCGAUGCGGCGAGGCUUCUGCUGAAGCUGCGCGACAAGCGGCUGGCGUUCGUCGGCGACUCGCUGAACCGGAACCAGUGGGUGUCCAUGGUCUGCCUCAUCGACACCGCCACCCCGACGCUGCACAAGUCCAUGGCCAACAAUGGGUCUCUCGUCUCCUUCAAGAUCCAUGAGUACAACGCGUCGGUGGAUUUCUACUGGUCGCCGCUGCUUGUGGAGUCCAACUCCGACCACCCGGUGCACCACCGGGUCGCCGACCGCAUCGUGCGGGCCGGCUCCAUCGCCAAGCACGCCAGGCGCUGGGCCGACGCCGACGUCCUCGUCUUCAACUCCUACCUCUGGUGGCGCCGCCCCGCCAUCAAAGUCAUGUGGGGGUCGUUUGAACAAGCGGCGGCGGCGGAGGGCGAUCACGGGGCGGCGUACGAGGUGGCCGACGGCCUGCGCGCGUUCGAGCUGGCGAUCAGGACGUGGUCGGAGUGGCUCGAGCUCCACGUCGACCGCGCCCGCACCCAGCUCUUCUUCACAAGCAUGUCGCCGACGCACCUCCGCUCGGACGAGUGGGAAGCCGGCGACGAUGGAGCCAGCACUAACCACCAGUGCUACAACGAGACGGAGCCGAUCCUGGCGGAGGGGCACCGCGGGCGGGACACGGACCCGGCGUUCGCGCGCGCGGUGGAGGCGGAGGUGGCGCGGCUGGCGGAGCGCGGCGUGGCGGUGCGGGUGCUCAACGUGACGCAGCUGUCGGAGCACCGCAAGGACGCGCACCCGUCGGUGCACCGGCGGCAGUGGAGCCCGCCCACAGCGGCGGAGCUGGCGGCGCGGGCGCGCGACCCCAGCAGCGGCGCCGACUGCAUCCACUGGUGCCUCCCCGGCGUGCCCGACGUCUGGAACCAGAUGCUCUACGCGCACAUCGUGGCGGCGUGACCAACGAGCUAGUAGGAUGAUUUUGCCAAGCGAGCCGAAGUAGAUGGUAAUCGUUACAACAGGAAAUGUUCAACAAAAAAUGGUCCAGUGGGCCACGAGUGUCCAUAUUACUAGCUCAGAUAUAUGGGCCUUGCCGUGGCGCAAAUCGCAAGCAUCCGGCCCACAGAUUGCCAGCUGAGAGACAAGCCCACAGCAAUGCUGGUGUAUCAUUUGCUAUAUUUUACCCUCCUGCGACGUUUGUAACUAGCAGAGUGUUAGUGUGUUA